CCUCGACUCUGCAAAGUCUUACCAGAGAGGCAAACCCUUCUUUCUUCUCUGUCAAAUAUCGAUGGCCAGCAACAGCAAGAAGAGACAACUCAAUAAUGACCUUAACCAAGGCCUCAUCAGAAAACACCGCCACCAUCACUCUCCCUCCUCUUCCUCAAUAAGCAAGAAACCCUCUUUCCAAUCUUAUCUUGAAACCCCAAAUCUCCCACCAACAAUCAAACUCCUCUGUGAAAUCAUAGCAAACACACCUUCUCAUAAUGUGGAAUCAGUUCUUGAUGCCACUGUUAUACGUGUUAAACAAACCGAUGUAGAACAAGUUCUUAAAUUGUCUUAUUCUUCACCUGGCUCAGCUGUCAAGUUCUUCAGAUGGGCUGGCUUGCAACUUAAUGACAAACAUAGUCCUUAUUCUUGGAAUCUUGUUGUUGAUCUUUUAGGUAAGAAUUCUAUGUUUGAUGCUAUGUGGGGUGCUAUUAAGUCUAUGAAAAGAGAAAACUUGGUUUCUUUAGCUACUUUUGCUUCAGUUUUUAGUAGUUAUGUUAUUGUUGAUAGAGUUAAAGAAGCUAUUAUGACUUUUGAAGUUAUGGAUCAAUAUGGUUGUACUCGAAAUGUUGUUGCUUUGAAUUCUUUGUUAAGUGCUAUUUGUCGAGAAGGUAGAACUUUUGAUGCUGUUGAGUUUUUACAUGUGGCAAAGAAUAGGAUUUUACCUGAUGCUGAUUCAUAUGCGAUUUUAUUAGAGGGGUGGGAAAAGGAAAUGAAUGUGGCUAGUGCGAGAACGACUUUUGCAGAUAUGGUGAGCAUGGUUGGUUGGGAUCCAAGGAAUGUUCCGGCAUAUGAUACGUUUCUGAGUACUUUGCUUAUGGGGUAUGAUGGGUUGCGCGAGGCGAUGAAGCAUUUUGACACGAUGAAGGAUAGGGGCUGUUUUCCUGGGGUAAAGUUUUUUAGACUAGCACUUGAAGAGUGCUUGAAGUGUAAUGAUGUUAGAGCGGCUAUGUUGAUUUGGGAGACAUUGGUGGCAAGGGUUGGGUUUAGGCCUGAUAUUCAGCUGUAUAAUUUGAUGAUUGCUAUACAUUGUUAUGAUAACCAAACUGAUAUAGCGAACAAGUUUUUGGAUGAGAUGAUUUAUAAUGGAGUGUUCCCUGACUCACAAACAUAUAAUGUGCUGUUCCAAUACUUGAUUAAGUAUAAAAAGUUGAAGGAGGCAUCAUUUGUGCUCAACGAGAUGAUCAAGAAUGAAUUCUUUCCUAACAAAGCAAAUUGCAAUGCUGCUAUUAAGGCAUAUAUGGAUUCGAAGGAACCUUAUAUGGCUAUAAAAGUGUGGAAAUGCAUGAUGGAGAAUUAUGGUGAAUCAGACUUGGAAGAGGCUGGAAAUAUGUUGGUUGUUGAGCUCCGCUAUCAUCAUAUGGUUCCAGAAGCAGUAAAGUAUGCCGAGGUUAUGAUUGAAAAGGGAAUCAAGUUGACCUCUUCGUCAUUAUCAAAGUUGAAACAGAUGCUUACUGAGGAGAAGAAGCCAAUUUUGUAUGAGGAACUUCUGAGAAAGUGGAAAGCUCAUCGGGUAGACUAAAAUCUGUUGAAACUAAAUAAUAUUAGUAAUGCUUACAUUAACUGGUGUCUUACAAUUAUUGCUGCAGGACUUGCACACAUGUUUCAUGCUGUAUAAAAAAAAGACCACAUGACCCUAAAUGGGUGCCCUAGCCUUUUUUAUCAUAAUGCUAUUUAAAAUUGUGACUCUUA
Molecule: messenger RNA, 1731 nt
Organism: Populus nigra (black poplar)
Lineage: Eukaryota; Viridiplantae; Streptophyta; Magnoliopsida; Malpighiales; Salicaceae
Product: pentatricopeptide repeat-containing protein At1g77360, mitochondrial-like
Exons: 1
Coding region: 62-1561 (499 amino acids)
Biological process (GO): RNA splicing
Molecular function (GO): protein binding
Source: RefSeq, a predicted model, not a curated record